Molecule: messenger RNA, 984 nt
Organism: Ctenocephalides felis (cat flea)
Lineage: Eukaryota; Metazoa; Arthropoda; Insecta; Siphonaptera; Pulicidae
Product: zinc finger protein 431-like
Exons: 2
Coding region: 1-984 (327 amino acids)
Biological process (GO): regulation of DNA-templated transcription
Molecular function (GO): RNA polymerase II cis-regulatory region sequence-specific DNA binding; DNA-binding transcription factor activity, RNA polymerase II-specific
Source: RefSeq, a predicted model, not a curated record
AUGUCCGAAGAAACAAUUUCAAACCCAAUAAUUAAAACUGAACCAAAGAAAUAUUCUCCAGUUAAACAAGAACUUGAUGAUUAUGACAUUACUCCAGAAACAUGUUUAGAAAACGAGGGAUCUACAUGGAAAACGAAACAGAUAUGUCAACAGCGAUUUUUAGAUUCUGAAGUCACUAUAGACAAAGAAAUCAAGAAAGAAACAAUUGAUGAUAAAGAUGAAGCUCGUUUCGAUGAGAAUUCUUACACAGAUAAUGAAGAAAUAUGUCUACAGCAAUUUUUAAAAUCUGAAGUAACAAUUGACGAAGAAGUUAAGCAUGAACCGAUUGAUGAGCAUGUUGCAGACACCAGUAAAAACAAAAAUAUUGAUAAUGUCGGUGAGUCAAUUGAUUUAGUGGAUAAUAUAAAUGAAUGCAAUAAAUCAUUUAAAAAAGUUUUAGGAAAACGUAAAACUACCCUAAACUUGAAACAAUCCUUGAAAUGUAAAAUUUGCAAUAAAAAUUUCUCAACAAUUAGCACCUUAUAUCGACAUAAAAUGAUUCAUACAGGAGAACGUCCUUACAAAUGUAAAACCUGUAAUAAAGCAUUUACAACAAAUAAUUGUUUAGGUCAACAUAAAAAAUUUCAUGCAAGAGAACGUCAUUACAAAUGUGAAAUAUGUAAUAAAGCAUUUAUAACAAAUGGUAAUUUAAGUCAACAUAAAAAGAUUCAUACGGAAGAACGUCCUUACAAAUGCGAAAUAUGUACUAAAGCAUUUAUAACAAAUGGUAAUUUGAGUCAACAUAAAAAGAUUCAUACGGAAGAACGUCCUUACAAAUGCGAAAUAUGUAAUAAAGCAUUCAUAGCAAAACAACCAUUGAACCUACAUCUAACAAUUCAUACUGGAGAACGAUCACAUAAAUGUAAGAUAUGCAAUAAAGCAUUCAGAUUAAAACAAAUUUUAAAACAACAUGAAUUAGUCCAUUCUAAAGAAAGCAAUCAUUAA